CCGGCUGUACUAACCUGACGACAAGUGUGUUUUUGUCGAUUAAUAAUAUGUAAUUAUUCGUUCGACAACCCGGGACGACUCCAGGGUUUUAUUCGGCUUUUAAAACUGUUCGAUUUCGAGAUGGUUUCUACGCUCUUCAGACUUGCUGUUUGCUUCCUUAUCCUUCGUCCAGGCGCGGGCAACUUCAACCUGUUCCUGAGCCAGGCGGAGGUUCGAAAACUUAUGGGGCUUCAGGCCGAGCUUUACUACGUUCGCAGCGGUGUAAUCAACGAGUAUGCAAUGACGUUCGUAGUCCCGGUACCAGCGCAGGUUCACAAGCUGCACUUUACAUGGGAAAGUCUAGCAGGUAGACCGCUACCCUAUACAAUGUCGGUGAACAUCAGCAACCCGUCGGCGCUAACCAGUUCCUUGAACAUCUCUCAAGUUGGUGAAAUUCCGAUAGGCGGAGUGCAGACUUGGGCCUUGUCUUUAAACUGUGGGCCAUACGACGCAGAGAUUGAUCUUGCGCUUCGCAUCGACGUUUCACGGUCUCGUUAUAACACAACGAGCGUAGUUCUUCGCCGGAAGAAAAUAUGCCUAAAGGAUAACGGGUAUCCUGGACCGGAAGAAGUCCUAGUCGCUGCCCCCGGUUCCAGUUCCAGUGGCCAGAUAUUUUACGCCUCCAUAGGCUGCGCCUGCGCCUUCAUUGCGGCCAUAUGUGUUCUCGUCAUCGCGUACUAUGUGAGGGACAAGAAGACCCGAAGACACAGAGAUCCUCUGCAAGAGUCACGGGGCCUCAGCUCUGCCUGCAGCGUGGAAAGGGGCGCGGGUGUUGGUCCAGCACAGACCUUCCUACCUCCGGAAACUCCCCCGCCUUUGUCGGCUGCUUCCACUUCCAGUUACAGGAGAUUGGACGACAGACCCAGUCGAGAAUUGCACGAAAGAAUCCAGGAGAUAACCGUUCAAAGGUGCAGAGUUCGCCUACUGAGCAUUGAACUUGAGGGCACUUUUGGGCGAGUAUACAGGGGCAGCUAUCACGAGGAAGGUGCUCAGGCGCCGAGGGACGUUCUCGUCAAAACUGCCGCCGAACACGCCUCUCAAUCACAGGUCGCUCUGUUGCUUCGCGAGGGCUUAGCUUUGUACGGACUCAGUCAUUCGGCCCUGCUCCCAGUCUUGGGUGUCUCCAUUGAAGACAGAGGUGCGCCGUUUCUGUUGUAUCCACACACCGGGUACAGAAACAUGAAGAGGUUUUUGGUCAGAUGCAAAUUAAGCAGUGAAGGCCCUCCCCGAGCUCUUACUACUCAGGGUGUCGUUGAAAUGGCUCUACAGGCUGCUAAAGGCGCCCAGUACCUCCACAAAAAACGCCUCGUGCACAGAGACUUGGCCGCGAGAAACUGCGUAGUGGACGACGACUUGAGAGUCCAGAUAACGGACAACGCUUUGGCUAGAGAUUUGUUUCCUCAAGAUUACCAUUGCCUGGGUGACAAUGAAAACCGACCGAUCAAAUGGUUAGCCAUAGAGAGUCUGACAAACAAGACAUUCACGACUGCUUCAGACGUGUGGGCCUUUGGCGUUCUUCUAUGGGAAUUGACCACCCUGGCACAGCAGCCGUACGUCGAAGUCGAUCCCUUCGAAAUGGCGGCGUACCUGAGGGACGGUUACAGAUUGGCGCAGCCGAUAAAUUGUCCGGAUGAACUUUUCGCCGUGAUGGCAUACUGCUGGGCGAUGUCGGCUGACGAGAGGCCGACUUUUAGCCAGCUAAUUGUAUGCCUGCAAGAUUUCCACACGCAGCUAACUAGAUACGUCUGAGUUGACAAUAAAAGGGGAAAUAGGAGGGUUGAAAAACUCUGAAGAAAAAGAAGGAGAAGAAGAAGACGAAAACAAUAAUCAACAACAAAUGUACAAAUUUAGUUUGAUUCCGAGAAAUCUCAACACAUAUUGCUAUAUGUUCUAUAUAUCUGUAAAUAUAUUUUUUUCGACUAGUGUCUGUUGUAAUUUUAUAACGAAUGACUAAUUGUGGAGUCUCUUUUAUGAGGCGAAGAAGUCCAGAUCUGAUUAUCAGCUUGCGGGGCGUCAAUUGACCCUGAAACUCAGGGUUAAAUCGAAGAAUGUCUAGGUUAUCGAGAGAACGUCUAAAAAUGUCUCCGAAAAA
Messenger RNA from Diprion similis, 2131 nucleotides. It is a transcript of the gene dnt, whose product is annotated as tyrosine-protein kinase Dnt-like. The transcript is spliced from 8 exons. Gene Ontology annotation, molecular function: ATP binding; protein tyrosine kinase activity. The coding region runs from base 121 to 1788 and encodes 555 amino acids. Gene Ontology annotation, biological process: positive regulation of kinase activity; protein phosphorylation; axonogenesis. Gene Ontology annotation, cellular component: signaling receptor complex. The record is from RefSeq and is a predicted model, not a curated record. Lineage: Eukaryota; Metazoa; Arthropoda; Insecta; Hymenoptera; Diprionidae.